Messenger RNA from Parastagonospora nodorum SN15, 654 nucleotides. RefSeq lists its product as hypothetical. The transcript is spliced from 3 exons. NCBI's taxonomy places the organism in Eukaryota, Fungi, Ascomycota, Dothideomycetes, Pleosporales, Phaeosphaeriaceae. The record is from RefSeq and is a predicted model, not a curated record. The coding region runs from base 1 to 654 and encodes 217 amino acids.
AUGAGCAUUGAAGUGGAGAGCAACGCCUCAGUGCCUCAGUCGAGCCUUUACCACCAAUCAACGCUCAGCGCAGAGCCGCUUUCUCGACUAGGCGCGUUCGCAGCUCAUGUGCAGACGAACUAUGCAGGGUGGGAAGCAGAUAUGUGGACGCCAAUCUUGACCCAAACCUGGGCGGACUCCGUCAUAUCUGAUGGUAGCUUUGCCCUUCGUAAAGACAUGGCUACGUCCAACCUUGGCACACGAAAGCACUCGGUAUGGAAGAGAACAUUGCUGGACCUACCAACAUAUUUGAGCGCAAGAGCUUCAUUACGAAGCUAUGUUAUGACCCAAUUGCCAGCUGCUACGAGACAUGAACGAAACGGGCCUAGUGAAACACCCCAACCACCUUCGAACGCCGAAUUUUGCAUACGAAGCCGCCAGAAGCGAUCGUUCGAGCACGAUUUCCUUGCGCUUGGGACUCUAACCACACACGGCCACCCUGCAGGUUUUGGCCCCACUUCACAUCUGCCAUAUCGUCGCAUGAACGCAAUCUGUCCCGCACCUGCAGUUGCACCCAGCGAGAGCCCUCGUGGGGUUCCCCAAUCGUUUCUGAGCUAUCGGGGCGAGUUACGUGAGGCGCGCGUCAUCAACGUGGAGCCGAAGAGCCGGAAAUGA